This is a messenger RNA of Carassius carassius (crucian carp), 3411 nucleotides long. RefSeq names its product glycerol-3-phosphate acyltransferase 4-like. The record is from RefSeq and is a predicted model, not a curated record. The transcript has 12 exons. Gene Ontology annotation, molecular function: glycerol-3-phosphate O-acyltransferase activity. Gene Ontology annotation, biological process: triglyceride biosynthetic process. Gene Ontology annotation, cellular component: endoplasmic reticulum. Lineage: Eukaryota; Metazoa; Chordata; Actinopteri; Cypriniformes; Cyprinidae. The coding region runs from base 500 to 1909 and encodes 469 amino acids.
AUCCCAGUGUAGCUCCAGGCCACUCUGUUUGGCUUUGUGAUCAUCCUGUUGUGUUUACUUUGGUGUGUUCAUUCACUAUCGGUUUGAUUUGAAUAAGCCUGUACUUGAAUUGAAUUAAACUGUAAUCCUUUCCUGUUUGUGUUUCCUCCACAUUCUCCAGGUUUCUUUAUUUCAGGGUCCUGAGCGAAGAGCUGUCAAGUUCUGAGCCGACAGUCAUCUCAAUUGCCAGUGUUGAAGAAUAUGCAUCAUUAAAUGUGAAGUACUUCGCCUCUGGGCAGUGCCACACACAGAAUGAUGUGUUUGCUUCAUCCAGUCAUGCACCAGUGGAAAUGAAAGACUUUAUAAUGUCACCUGUCUUAUUUAUGGACCCAUUCCACCUCAUGCUCUGGAGACUUUGACCCUAAAAGUGCCAGAGAAAGCUGCUUUUGGGGUGUCCACUUUCUUUUCCUGAUUUAUUUAUUUUCUUCUUAAAAACAAACCACUUUUUCUUUUUGUAAAAAUGGGCCCUUUUAUGUCUCCUUUCAAUAAUCUGCUGUGCAUGCUGUUGGGCAUCUCUUUCACUGUCUGGUUUACACUGCUCUUGGUCUUCAUCAUUGUUCCUGCCAUUUUCGGUCUCUCCUUCGGUAUCCGCAGCCUCUACAUGAAGAUGCUGCUCAAGGUGUUUAAGUGGGCCACAGUGAGGAUGGAAAGAGGAGCCAAGGAGAAGAACCAUCUACUGUACAAGCCUUACAGUCUUAAUGGCAUUAUUGCUAAAGAACCUACAUCGCUGGAAGAGGAGCUCAAAGAGAUUAGGCGAAAUGGCAGCAGCCAAGAUUUGGAUGGCUCCGCCUCCACCACUACAGGCCCCUCCCCUUCCUCAUCAGAGUUCGAGAUGUCAGACACCUUCUACUUCUGCCGGCGUGGGAUUGAAAGCAUCGUAGACGACGAGGUUACCAAACGUUUCACGGCAGAGGAGCUUGAGUCGUGGAACCUGCUGACCAGGAGCAACUAUAACUUCAAUCACAUUAGCACCAGACUGACGGUGCUGUGGGGUCUCGGCGUUGUCAUCCGUUAUGGGUUCCUGCUGCCCCUCAGGUUAACAUUAGCAAUCACAGGAGUGAGCCUAUUGGUCGUCUUCACCACCAUGAUUGGUUUUCUGCCCAAUGGGAGGGUGAAAAAUUUUCUCAGUGGGAAAGUGCACCUGAUGUGUUACCGUAUCUGUGUGAGAGGACUGACUGCUAUCAUCACAUACCAUCACAGUGAAAAUAAACCCAAGAAUGGAGGCAUCUGUGUCGCCAACCACACGUCACCCAUUGACACCAUUAUACUGGCCAGUGACGGAUGCUAUGCAAUGGUGGGUCAGAUCCAUGGGGGCCUGAUGGGGCUCAUUCAGAAGUCUAUGGUCAAAGCUUGUCCACACAUUUGGUUCGAGCGCUCAGAAGUCAAAGAUCGACAUCUAGUGGCUAAAAGAUUGAGUGAUCACGUAAAAGACAAAAGCAAACUGCCCAUCCUCAUAUUCCCUGAAGGUACCUGCAUUAAUAAUACAUCUGUCAUGAUGUUCAAGAAAGGAAGCUUUGAAAUUGGCUCAACUGUGUACCCCGUCGCCAUAAAGUAUGACCCUCGGUUUGGGGAUGCCUUCUGGAACAGCAGUAAGUUUGGGAUGGUGAAUUAUCUGCUCAGGAUGAUGAGUAGCUGGGCCAUCGUCUGCAGCGUGUGGUAUCUGCCUCCGAUGAGCCGUCAGGAAGGUGAGGAUGCAGUUCAGUUUGCUAACAGAGUAAAGGCAGCCAUUGCCAGACAGGGAGGUCUGGUGGACCUGCUGUGGGAUGGUGGGUUGAAACGAGGAAAAGUGAAAGACACUUUCAAAGAGGAGCAACAAAAACUCUAUAGCAAGAUUUUGGUUGGAACGCAAGAGGACCGCAGUCGUUCUUGAGAAGAGGAAGAUUGAAUCAGGUGAGGACCUGGAUGGAGGCCAAGAGACGCUUCUGACACAUGGACAACCACGUUAUGAUUUUGUUUCACAUCACGUAGCAAGAACUGUCCUUGUUUAAUUGUUCAUCUUUUUGAAAGGACCAGAGCAUGUCCAGUGUUUGGUCAGAUCGUGAUCAAAACGCCAUGAGACAUGUUUUGAUGCGUUGACCGAAGUCAAUGUAGCGUGAUUCGGUCUGUAGUGGCCAAGUUACCCUUGAGGAGUCACAAGCAGUUUAAUGGUUCCUUUCUGUUUUUUUAAUUCGUUAUGGUUUCUUUUUCUUUUAUUAUCAUUUGCUCUUAACGUGUCAUUAGGACGCAGCAAACUAUUAAAUUUGAUGGCCAUGUAUGUUUGACGGAAACGCCUCAUCAGGCUGCAUGUAGGUGUCCGAAAGCAUUUCCAUCUGUCUGCUAUACUUCUGCUGCGUGAACCACUUUAAUCCUGGAUUUUAACAGGAGAAAACAGCAGAAAUAUGCAUGAAAAUCUUGCAGUUUAUUUUGAGGACAUCAAGUUUAUCCUGACCUUUGCAGAUUAAUAAUCUGCAUACAUUUUUCUAAAUACCUCUGGAUAAACAAUCAAACCUGUGUGAAGGGUUUGAGAAGAAUUUGUUAGAUAUUAGGUUAUUUGUCCAUUUCCAUCCGGGAGUCAAAUCAUACGAGUCUUAAUGACAUUGGUCAAGUGAUGGCCAAUUGAAAACUCUGUAAAGUGUUGCUCAGGUACUGUACACAGUCAAAUUACAACCAUUACUUGUGUUCAAACAACACUAUGCAGCAUGUACUGUAUAUAUGCAACCAGUGUUUCCUAGGAUUAUUAUUUUUUUUAUAUCGAUUAACCAACCUAAAACUUGUAAAACAAUAACACAUUUUUUUUCAACGUAUCAGUUACAUUUUGUUAUUGUUUAAAACUAAAAAUCAAUCACAACAAACUCUGAAAUUCUCAUUUUCAAAAAACUGCAUACAGCACAGUUAUGAGUUCUGGGCUCAUUUUGAGGUCAAAGAUAAUAUGAUACGAUUAAAUAAGUUGUCUGAUGAUUUUGUCUCUUCAGACCAAUGCAAACAGGCUGGAUGAGCAUUAAAAUUCACUCUCUGAUAGUAGGUGCCAUGUUUUACAUAUAAAAUGUAAAUUGCAUUGAUGACAUGCUUAUGGUUGCCAUUCAUUCAAAUGAAAAUGUUUAUUGCUCUGAAUUUUUACACAGAGCCAUUACUCUUAAACUGGAUGACAGACCUCAAACUAAAAAAUGCAUAUGUAUGCAACUAUCUAGCUCUAAAACUAAAACACUAAAGGGCUCAUAAUGCAGCAGAAUCAAAACAUUGUAUUUUCACAUGCUCGGUAAACAGAAUACUGUGUCUGAAAUCACAUACUCGCUGAAUAGGCGCUUCUUUUGCAUAAGUAAUUCAUUUGUAACUGCUAAAAUGUGUUACAUUGUUUUAUAGUAUGAAUGUGUGUCGUAUGAAGGAAAUCCAGAU